CGACGCGUCAUUUUUACUUCGACUGAGUCUUAACAAUCUCGUUUUGUUCCCACAUCGCCUAUUGCAUUGCUCUUCUCGGCAAGGAGGAAGAAUCCGCCUUCAAUUCCUGAACUCAUCGACCCGCGCAACCUCCCAAGAACCAGAAUUUUGGACAGCCGUGGGAAGGAAGGGGACAAGAUCUUGGAAAGACUCGAUCGCGAAGACCCUCAAUCCUCAACCCCAACCAACCCAUCCCCCAGAAAAGAUAUAUAUAAAACAAGAUGGCUCGCAAAUCCAGCUCCAACACGACAGCAGCAGCAGCAGCAGCAGCAGACCCCUCCUCACCCACGACGCAAUCCCCGCCCUCCAACCCAUCCUUCUCCUCUCCUCAACCCGACACCACAGCAGCAGCAGCAGCAGCUACACCCAAGUCCGGGGGAACCGUGGAAGCCACCGAACAGCAACUGAAAGCCCGCGCGGAAGCGGGCGUAGGCAUUGAGGACUACCUCCUCCCACGCUCCCUAACAAUCCGCCUGGCCAAAUCCGUCCUCCCACCCAACACUUCUAUCCAAAAGGACGCGGUAUUAGCCCUCCAGAAGGCGGCGACGGUGUUUGUCUCGUAUCUGAGUUCGCACGCCAACGAAGCCACGCUCAAACGAACGGUCGCGCCGGCGGACGUGUUUCAUGCGCUGACGGAGUUGGAGUUUGAUUCGUUCCGCGGGCGGUUGGAGAAGGAGCUGGAUGCGUUUACGGAGUUGAAGGCCGGGAAGAGGAGGGGGAAGAAGGAUGGUCUUGCUGCUGGUGGGGUGACGGUGGCGGGAGGGGAGGGUGCUCCUGCUGCUGCUGAUGCGGAAAUGAUGGAGGUUGAUGAAGACGACAAGAAUCGCGGGGCGAAGAGGGUUAAGAGGACUGCUGUUGCUGCUGCUGCUGCUGCUGCUGCGAAAGAGGAUCAGAAAAUGUCGGAUGGGGAUGGGGAUGAGACGCAGGAGGAGUCGGGGCGGGGGGAUGGGGAUGAGACGGAGGAGGUGGAGGAGGUGGAAGAGGAGGACGAGGACGAAGACGAUGACGAGGAUGAGGACGACGACGAGGAGGAGGACGGCGAGGAGGAACCCAAGGAGGAGGACGAUAUCGACCGGGUUGAGGAUCUGGAUGGAGGCGACGCCAGGCACCGCGCAAGAGUCAUGAACCCGGAUGUCGACGAGGAUGAGACCGACAGUGAGCAUGAGUCAGGGCCUGGGAACCAGCUGAGGGGGGAAUUGGGUUGAUACCUGUCAGAUACCUCGUGAUGAGAACGCGUCUACUGCUUGCAAUGUACAAAUGAGGGUUGAUACCCAAAUCAACUACCG
Molecule: messenger RNA, 1325 nt
Organism: Aspergillus uvarum CBS 121591
Lineage: Eukaryota; Fungi; Ascomycota; Eurotiomycetes; Eurotiales; Aspergillaceae
Gene: cbfA
Product: putative CBF/NF-Y family transcription factor
Exons: 3
Coding region: 261-1244 (327 amino acids)
Biological process (GO): leading strand elongation; DNA damage response; heterochromatin formation
Cellular component (GO): CHRAC; epsilon DNA polymerase complex
Molecular function (GO): protein heterodimerization activity; chromatin DNA binding
Source: RefSeq, a predicted model, not a curated record